Molecule: messenger RNA, 1131 nt
Organism: Bathycoccus prasinos
Lineage: Eukaryota; Viridiplantae; Chlorophyta; Mamiellophyceae; Mamiellales; Bathycoccaceae
Exons: 1
Coding region: 1-1131 (376 amino acids)
Source: RefSeq, a predicted model, not a curated record
AUGACGACGAACGACGGAGGAUACUACUUUUCUCGUCGCGAGGAGGAGGAAAGAAGCUUUGACCCGAGAGAUUUCAUUCGCGACGUGAUGCAUCUCUCGAAUAAUUCUUUUCCCGAAGAUGAUGAUGAUUAUUCUUCCAAUUGGAAAGAUGAGAAGCGUCGUUUCGCACAACGUCGUCGAGGAGGUCAGUACGACACCGUCACGCAAAACACCAUCGACGAGGAGAGGAAUCGGUUGUUUGAGAAGAAGAGGCAAAUUGGUGAUCAUGAUGAUGAAAAUGCGCACAGAGAGAGAACAAGUCUUUUCAACAAAGGACGGAGUGUUGAAGCAAAAUUUGGCUUCAAAACAAACAACAGUCCUUCGUUUUCGUACCCGCAACCGUCGACGGUGGAAAGGCAAAGACGAGCGCAAGAGCGAGUGACGGCGGCGCUGAGGAAACUGAAAAUAGAGAGGAAUUUGGAGAAGACGCCGGAGGUAGUUGGCGGUUUUGGCGGGUAUGCGGCGAGGAGGAGGCGCUUUCUCGCGAAAAGCGAGAGCGAGGAGGAGGAGGAGGAGGAGGAGAGCGCGAGGACGUACAGGACGAGAAGACGGGUUGUGAGCGCGACGGAAAAGGAACAUUUCCUGAAGACACCGUCGCCGCAGUCGUCGAGCAGAAGAAUGAGAGAUAGUUUGAAUAGUAAUGGUAACGUUUUGAGCGAUUUUUCGAGGAAAGCGACAAAAGGCGUCUCGCCGUUAGGACCGCCGAGACGAGUUCCCGUGGAAAAUAGCAACAAUAGUAGUCCGAAUUUGAUUUCGUUCAGUCCUCUCCAGAUGAGAGGCUCGGCGCUGAAGAAGACGCCUGUACACAUCAGUCCUCUUGGUCCGCCGAGACGCGUGUUGAAGAUUGAUCAAGAAAACGACGUUUCUUUUUCGAACAACAACAACAACUAUUCAUCGAAGUAUUCAUCGCCGGCGGUUGGUUCUACGAGACGAAUGUACAACACGCCGGAGAAUCGCGUGUAUCCGACGCCAGAGACGAAACAAACGCAGGAGAAGCUGAAGAAGAGUCUUUUAGAAAGACUUUCAAAGAUUGCGAACGAUUCUCCGCCAUCGUCGAGAAAGAGUUAUAAUGGAUUUACGGCCAGGUUGUAA